AUGAAACCUGAAAAUCAUAUUAAAGAAAAUGACGAUAAGAUAGACAUAAACAAUGUAGAAGAUAAAUGUAAGUUCCACGAGUGCAAGAUUUAUACAGGAUGGCAACAUGAGUGGAUUUCGCCUAAACGAUUAAACCGUAUUCAUCCGAUUAAAAUACGUGAGGUGGUACGUGGUCCGUUUUAUUCACCGAAAUUAUUAAAGAUAUCACCCUUGGUUAGUAUUUCCUCUUGUGAGGGUAGCUGCAAUACGACGAGAUAUAGGAAAACUUACGGAGGUAUUCCAGAUCCUUGGAAGGAAUGUUUAGCGAUAAGAGGAUAUUGCAGUAAAGAAAAAUAUGAUCAGAUAUUAAAAAGUUCUUGCGUAUCGCGUUGCAUGAGAUUUUGGAUAACAGAAACAGUUUGGAAAAAAAUGGGUUUACCUUUCAUACAAGGAAUCCCAGAUCCAAAUAAGGAUUCUUCUGAUAUCCAAAUAUCAAAGAGUCCAUCGAAACAAGAAAAAGAUCUCAAGUCUGAAGAUUCUAAACCUUUAUUAAAUUCCUUGGAAAAAACUGUCGUGGAAAAGAAUUCCAUUCCCUCUAAUGCAAUACCACCUUCGAAUUUGAUUGAUACGAGUGAACAAGAAACUACAGAAAAUGAAAAAUUGAAACAGCCCGAAGAGCAUGAUGAAGAAGUCCCUGAUACGGAAAAUCAUAAAAAUCAUUCUAAGAAGAAUUCAUUAGUGAAAAAAUUAGACGGCAAUAACUACGUGAAUUCCAAAUACGAAUUAAUAUCUUGCAAAUACAACAAUAUUAGUAAACCCAAGGAGACAAAGUUUAUUCAAGUACAUUAUCCCUCGUCCUUGAACGUCGGCACGCAAACUUCCCUAGAGAGAUUACAUCGGGUAGCGUGUCAACAUUCUUCUUUUCAGACGUUUUUGAAAAUUGCCAGAAAAGCUAUAUUGCCACGGAAAAUGUACAAAAACCUUAAAGAAAAAUGGGCUCGUAAAAGAUGUCGACCUGUGUUACAACAUCAAAGUCGAUAUUUUCCGAGUCGCGUGGCAUCCUGUCAUUGUAUGCAAGUUACGAAGAAAGAUCUUCCAAACAAAAUCACGAGAAAACCGUCUGAUAAAUCGACAAGCGAUCAUAUCGGUAACAAUUACUGUUCGCAUUGCAAAACGUAUAUUUUAAAAUCGAAGACAUCCGAUUACCGUUCUUGCGGAUUGAUACGUGAUCGUAAUGGGAAAAAAACGCGAGAAGAUACAAGUCUUACGUCGUACAAAUGUUUUCGAGAAAAAAUUCAAAAGCCUCUACGAGAAAAUGUUACGACCCAAACGGAAUUGAUGACGCAAAGAAUGAAUGGAAACGAUUUGAGACUAAUAUGUUCUCGUUGCAAUUAUCCUUAUUUCAAAGCAGAAAUGGGAAAUGCAAUGGACACACCGACGGAUCGUAUGAUCGAACAUAGAAUUUUUAAGUGCGUUAGUAACACGUACGAUGAUGCGAAUCAUCAUUUUCAAGGUAAAUUCGAGGAUGAAAAUAAAUCAAAGGUACCAGUCUUGAGAUUGAUUUCGAAACAGGACGGCUCGAAUUUCAAUGAUUUGAUGAAAUACGAACACGUCAAAGAUAUAAAGAAAAAUGAUCAAAAGAAAAUAAGAGAGAAUAACAAAGAAACGAAUUCUAGGACGGAGAGAAAUCGAAAAACUUAUGACCAAAACGAUCAUACCAAAGAGAAAAAUUUAAACUUUUCCACGGGAACUCAAGAACCUAUGAUAUUGGAUAAUGAUGUUAAUGCAAAUAUUUCUGAACGAUCAAAAAAUGCUAAUUGUACGAAAGCUACGUCAGUAAGGUCAAGUAACUGUUUAGAUCGUCUUAACGAAACUUUAACGACGCCGAAUAAAAAUAAAAUUAGCAGUAUAAAUAAAUUUCAAAUCACUUCCGCGGAUCAAAAUUUCUAUGAUAAAUUCCCAGUUUUGACCGGAGAUCACGAGAAAAAUACGUAUUCAAAGAUGAAUAGUAGAAAAAUAAAAGAUAAACAGGAAGAGAUAUUGAGCCACCGGAAAGACGGCGAUGUCAUUUCUUCUACAAUUAAACAUGGACCUAACAGGAGUAAAAAAUCUAAUAAUUUAAUCGAUUAUACGAAAUCACCCAAGGAACGAUCUAGGACUGAAUCAAAGACAAAAUCUAAGCCUAAACCUAAAUCAAGUUCUAAGCUUAAAAUUAAAUCUAAAGUAAAAUCUGUCCAUAAUAAAUCUAACCUCAAUAUGAAUAAGAAAUAUAACGAUAAAUCUAAUAAAUCAAAAUCUAUAUCUAAAUUCAAAUCUGGAUCUAAGCCUGUAUCGAAAUCUAGAUCGAAGUCCACGUCGAAAUCCAGAUUUAAAUCCGAACCCGAUUCUACAUCUAAAAACAUACAAGCGGGAUCCAAAGUAUGUUCGUUCAAAAAUUUGAAAAAUUCAAAUGAUAUUCGAGAACGUGAAGAUCUACAUGAGAACAAACGUAAUUGCAUGACUGAAAGAUCGUACAAUCGUUACCGAGAAGAGUCUACGAGAUAUAAAGACUGCAAUCCGAUUUCUAAUACUUCGAUUGAACGAAAUGAAUUUACAAAAUCAUCGCCCUUACGUGACAAAUCUCAAGUGAUAUGUCAAAAAGAAGUAUUCACGGAGUGUGAUUCGUGCGUUGAAAACGAUAAUAAUCUCAUCGAUGAUAUGAUAUCAUAUUCGCCAAUGAACGACGUCAAUGUGAAAAAAAAGAUAAAUGAAAAUGUAGACAAUAAAAGCACCAGUAUGACCGGAUUUAAUUUUGAUCCUGGUCCAUGCAUAAAGAGAGAAACUUAUAAUAAGAUAAUCGAUUCGAGUGGCUCGAUAUAUUCAUCGAUGCAAAAUUUGUACCGAAAUAAUGAAAAUAGUAAUCGAACAUAUUCUUCCAAGAAAAAUUGUUGGCUUAGUAAAAGCGAUAAUUUAGCAUUCAGUCAAUGA
Vespula vulgaris is the source of this 2946-nucleotide messenger RNA. Its product is annotated as putative leucine-rich repeat-containing protein DDB_G0290503. The record is from RefSeq and is a predicted model, not a curated record. The transcript has 2 exons. NCBI's taxonomy places the organism in Eukaryota, Metazoa, Arthropoda, Insecta, Hymenoptera, Vespidae. Bases 1 to 2946 code for a protein of 981 amino acids.